AUGCCCUUCUCCCUUUUUAAACCACCGAGUUUUAUUACCUCCCGUACUUUCUCUCUUGUUUCUUUUAAAUUUUACAUAGAUAUGCAUGCGUAUCAUUUCCAGCACUACCGACAAAUACGCCGCCACCCUGUUGCGCGGCCUCACACGCCACUGGCCGUUUGGGGACCUUCAGCGACGCGGGCAACAGCUGCCCGAAUGGCUUCGACGGCACCGGCCCUCUCACUUCUCUCAUGGUCCGUGGACGCAGCGGGUCAAACGCAUCACCGCUGCAAGCGCCGACUGACGUUGGCUGAGAGGAUCCCUCUCCUCCAGCGCACCAUUUCAGAGGCGGCUCCAGACAUCGUUGCUUUGCAGGAUUCCUCUCUGGAGGUGGCGGAAGCCCUCUGCUCUCCACAGUCAUCAUCUACCGUAGAAGGUGAUCAUAUCGGACCAGGCCGCAGCGCCCUUCUUGAGGGAACUGAAACCGAACAACUCCCACUCAACAAAGGGCGGGGUGAGUGUAGGUACCAAUGUAUAGGAAGCACACGCAACGGGCGAUGUGGCCACAUCCAGUUGUUCAGACGCAUCGACUCCUUGUGGGACGGACGGUUGCUUCCCACUAGCCCUUGCCUUACAGCUGAAUUCGUGUCAAAUGCGUCGGGGUCUGAUGGUGGCCUGCGUUUUGUACUGAGCAACGUUGAUCUUACUUAUCGUGGAAAAAGUCUGGGGUUAGGGGGGAGGCCACUUGCUCCACUGGAGGUGAGUUCGGGCGGAAGUCCAUUUACACUGCAGGUUGGUAGAGAUGAAGCAACACCUGGGCGGCAACCGCAACUGCAAAGGGUCAGGGGGAGACUUGAUCCUCAUCGUGAAAUAGCACUUGAAUUUAUUUCCAAGGUGGCAAAGCCCGACAUUCUACUUGGGAACUUCUUCAUGGGCCAAAGUGAGACUAUGCCCGGUUACGAAGACGCAUGGGUGCUUGCGGGAGCCCCAGCGGGGCAUGAACGUACGGCAAAUACAUUUGCUCACCACAAACAUGAUGCUCAGACAAACUUCUUUUACUUCGUAUCGGAUGAUGCACUAAAGACCGUACCUGAGGGAUCUUCCAGCACGAGGCUGCCACCACCAACAUCCAUUGCUGGAACCCCUGCUGACACGGGAAUCGAACCUCCAGCAAAUGACUGCCGUUUAAGCAUCGAAAAUACUGACUGCAUCGACGGUAAACACAAAAGCAUGGUGAGUUGGCCGGACACAGAAACAGUUGGAGAAGCGAGUGGUUGCGUGACACCGCAAAUAGCAGGCAGGUUUCAACGCUGCUUCUUCCGUUCUUUGCCAUCGAAGCACCAUAAGCGGGAGCAUCCGCUUGUGCGACGGUAUGGAAGGCGGCAGCUGCUUGUUCUAAAGCCCUUCACAGAUGCGCGUCUGACGGAAAAUGAAGCACGGCGCCUGGGUAGUGACCCUGAGAAGUUGGUGCGCUGCUCAGCAUCCGAUACGUACCCUAUCUUAGUACUCCUUUCUUGA
Messenger RNA from Trypanosoma brucei brucei TREU927, 1497 nucleotides. RefSeq lists its product as hypothetical. The record is from RefSeq and is a predicted model, not a curated record. The coding region runs from base 1 to 1497 and encodes 498 amino acids. Lineage: Eukaryota; Euglenozoa; Kinetoplastea; Trypanosomatida; Trypanosomatidae. The transcript has a single exon.